AUGCUUAACAGUAACAUUGCUGCCGGCCCUGAGCUAUACGGCAACACCCACAUCAAUACUGGUGCCAACAACGACAACUCCAGCAAUCAGCCCAGCUAUGACAACCAACCUGAUACCCCACUACAUCCCAAGGGUAAUGAAGAACUACCAUCGACGUUUUUCAGAAAGAACUCUGAUUUGGCCAAGGAGAGUUUAGAAUUGCAUUUAAAUAUGGACUUAAAUCCCGACUUAUCUGAUGAUGAUGAGGACAAUGAGGAAGAUAACAAUAUCAGCAAGACUAUCAAUGAGAAUAUUGGCCGCGGAUCUUACCACCACAAUCAUAACGACCAUAUAAUACCUGCAAAGAAUAAAUUUUACAAUAACUGUUCUAGAGUGCAAUUCAGCAUAGGAAACGAUAAUGAUGACGAAAACGAAAUCGACAUUGAUCUCGAUACAGACAGCGCCAAUAUUGUUUCUAAUGGUUUUUCAAAUUACAUUUCAAGUGAUGUUGAUAUGGAUUUAGAUUAUCAAACCUCUGAAUCUGAACUAUCUGAUUUCAAACCUUCGAAAUCAUUUGUCAAUAAUAACCAUACACUCCACAAUACGCAUCAAAACAAAAAAAAUUAUUUAGAUAUUUCAGUACAUCAAACAAUAAACAAAAAAAAAUUGACUAAUAAACAACAUUCAAAAUUAAUAAUGUAUAUUGAUACUGAAUUAAUCAAUGUUCAAAAAAAAUACGUUCAAUCUUUCAAUGACGAUGAAGACAAUACUACUACUAGUAACAAUAAUAGGCCCCCUGCUUAUAAAGAAUUAAUUGAAUUAUUAGACGAUUUAAUUAAAUUGGUGAGAUUUAUUGAAUAUUCAAUUAAAGAAACUACAUUUAAUUACGGCUAUCAAACUCAAUAUUUGAUUAAAAUUUCUGGUGAUUUAUUAGACUAUCUACAUUUUAAUAAUAAGUUUAAAUUCAAUAAAAAAACUCUUCUAAAACUAAUUCAAUUGAUUCAACUAAUUGAUUUAAAUUUUGUUUUACUAAUCGACAGUCACAAUUCUUUAAGUAAUACAGAUAAAGUUAGAUUAUGUACCAUAACUGAAAGAAGUAGACUAUCUGUUAUAAGUUUAACUGGAAAAUUUAAUGUCAAUGACUACAAGUAUGAAGUUAGCAAAUUAUAUGAAAAUGUUCUAGAAAGAAUAACUUAA
This is a messenger RNA of Ascoidea rubescens DSM 1968, 1176 nucleotides long. Its product is annotated as TFIIH complex subunit TFB6. The transcript has a single exon. The record is from RefSeq and is a predicted model, not a curated record. Gene Ontology annotation, cellular component: transcription factor TFIIH holo complex. NCBI's taxonomy places the organism in Eukaryota, Fungi, Ascomycota, Saccharomycetes, Ascoideales, Ascoideaceae. The coding region runs from base 1 to 1176 and encodes 391 amino acids.